Molecule: messenger RNA, 843 nt
Organism: Clarias gariepinus (North African catfish)
Lineage: Eukaryota; Metazoa; Chordata; Actinopteri; Siluriformes; Clariidae
Product: cytochrome c oxidase subunit 7A-related protein, mitochondrial-like
Exons: 3
Coding region: 89-439 (116 amino acids)
Biological process (GO): regulation of oxidative phosphorylation; mitochondrial respirasome assembly; mitochondrial electron transport, cytochrome c to oxygen
Source: RefSeq, a predicted model, not a curated record
AGCCGGGUCUUCGCCCUUCUGGUGUGGGGUGAAGCAGAAGCGGUGUGGUUUGGUGUAAUCUCAGUUUGUUUUAUACGUUUAUUGCAAAAUGUACUACAAAAUCAGCGGUGUGACGGGAAAACUAACGGGAUCUACAUCGGCGAGCGCCUACUUCCCCCAGGGGCUAAAACCUUCCGUGCCCUCACAGCCCUCCCCUAUGAUCUUUGCCUUACCCACCAAGGUUGUGUCAGAAGCCAGUCCUACAGCCGAAUAUCUGGGAUCUAACAAGGUCCCCGAGCUGCAAAAAAUCUUUCAGAAAGCUGAUGGAGUGCCAAUUCAUUUGAAGCGUGGCGUCAUGGACCGGCUACUGUACAGGACUACGAUGGGCCUGACGAUUGGAGGAACCUUGUACUGCUUAGUGGCCCUGUAUUUUGCUGCUCAGCCCAGAAAAGUUGAAUAACAUUAGGAACCCUCCCUCUGGACCAAUGGACCAUCAUGACUGUAUUCCAAAAGACAGUAACAUAAUUGCUUUGGUUCUCCAAUAUUUUUUCACCUCUUAUUAACCCUUAAUUUAUAUGGCCCUGAACAGGGUUUGCAAGAACAUGUUUAAGAAACAGGUCAAGUAAAAAGCAACAGCCAGGACCUUCACUCAUCAGUGAGUGAGUAAUUUCAGGGUUAUGGAUUUGUUUUAAUACAUGCUGUGUGGGGAAUAAGGUGCCAUUUUAGGUUUGGGAAGCUGGUGCUUUGAGCAUAAGGAUGUGUUAAACAACGAACCAAACUUUCAGUUGGCUUGUAUGCACGGGUGCCUGCAAUGACAACAGAGUGCAGUGUGAAAUUAUGAAAUAAAUAUGAAAUGUUUCAUCA